Messenger RNA from Alnus glutinosa, 1619 nucleotides. Its product is annotated as trihelix transcription factor ASIL2-like. Lineage: Eukaryota; Viridiplantae; Streptophyta; Magnoliopsida; Fagales; Betulaceae. Bases 148 to 1296 code for a protein of 382 amino acids. The transcript has a single exon. Gene Ontology annotation, molecular function: transcription cis-regulatory region binding. The record is from RefSeq and is a predicted model, not a curated record. Gene Ontology annotation, cellular component: nucleus.
AGUUUCACCCACCCCCCCCACCACCACCACUCAUCUCCCUCCCCUUCUCCUCCUCCCUCUAUCCUGCGCCGCCCCCCCUUAUUUUUCCCCAUCAUCCCUUUCUAUCUCCUCCCCCUGCUAACGUAACGUAACCCAACCGGAAACCCUAUGGCUUCCUCAUCCUCCCCACCGCCGACGGACGCCAUCGCCGCCAUCGAUAGACCUCCCAGCCCCAUCACAGCCACGCCGGGCCCACCCACGGCGGUCCCGCUUCCCCUCUCUCUCCCUGCCCCACCCGAACCGGAGACCGAUACCCAACCAACACCCACCACCACCACCGCCACGGUCUCGCGCCGCUUGCCACCGCCGUGCUGGUCGCACGACGAGACCGUGGCCUUGAUCGAUUCGUACCGCGAGAAGUGGUACUCGCUCAGGCGGGGGAACCUGAAGGCGACCCACUGGCAGGAGGUUGCGGAUUCGGUCGCGCGGCGGUGCUCGGCCGCGGCGCCGGCCAAGACGGCCGUGCAGUGCCGGCACAAGAUGGAGAAGCUUCGCAAGCGGUACCGCACGGAGCUCCAGCGCGCCCGAUCCAUGCCCGUGUCCCGCUUCGCCUCCUCCUGGGUCCACUUCAAGCGCAUGGACGCCAUGGAAAAAGGCCCCACCUCUACCCCAUCCUCCGUCUCCGCCUCCAAGCGCCGUGAGAGCACUAUCGAAAACGCCUCUGAUAGCGAUUACGGGAACGAAAUCGAGCUCGAAGACGACGAGAACGAGGAGGACCAGGACUUGUACGAAGAGUUCAAAAAUGGAGGCUCCAAUAUGAGGCACAUGAGCAAAUUGUAUCGGAACAAUGGGAUUGGUGGGGGUGGUGGUGCUGGUAGUGGUGGGUUUCGGAUUAGAAUUCCCACUGGGGUGAGUAUAGCGCAGCCGGGGUCGAAAUUUUACGGCGGCAACAAAUACAAUUCGAAUUCGAGCCCUAGCCCUAACCCUAUCCCUAGUUCGAGCUCUGCUGGGAAUUUUGGGGCUAGGGGUUUGAGGGAGUGCAAUUCGGCGAGGCAGGGUUCGGGAAAGAGGGAGAGGGACCCGGUGACGGAGAUGGUGUCGGCGAUCAAGGUUUUGGGAGAUGGGUUUGUGAGGAUGGAGCAGAUGAAGAUGGAGAUGGCUAGGGAGAUCGAGGCGAUGCGGAUGGAGAUGGAGAUGAAGCGCACCGAGAUGAUCCUGGAGUCGCAGCAGCGUAUCGUGGAGGCGUUUGCAAAGGCCUUCUCUGAGAAGAGCAAGAAGAAGAAGGCAAAGCGAAUGCCCUCGCCGCCGGAGGCUUAGAACGUGUUUUUGGCGAUCGGAUUUUGUGGGGUUUCUUGGCCUUGUUGGUGCCACCCAACGGGUGUUUUGUUUUGUUUUGUCUAGUUUUUGGUGCAGUUGAGAGCUGAGGAGUGGCUUCGCAUUGGACACUCAAUGGAGAGCUUUUUCCGCUCAAAGAGGCCAAAGUGACUGAGAUAAUGUCAGUUCUGUAGCUUCGUUCUUGGUGUUCUAUUUGGAACUUGACUAGUUGUAGCUUGAUUUUCAGUGAAAAAUGUAGUCUUGUUUUCCGUAUAUGUCCCCGUAAAGGCAUCAUCAUCAAUCAUAUAUUGUUGGCUUUUGUGUUC